Messenger RNA from Aedes albopictus (Asian tiger mosquito), 10275 nucleotides. RefSeq lists its product as uncharacterized. NCBI's taxonomy places the organism in Eukaryota, Metazoa, Arthropoda, Insecta, Diptera, Culicidae. The transcript has 2 exons. Gene Ontology annotation, cellular component: recycling endosome; plasma membrane. Gene Ontology annotation, biological process: regulation of endocytosis; vesicle-mediated transport. Bases 308 to 940 code for a protein of 210 amino acids. Gene Ontology annotation, molecular function: GTPase activity; GTP binding. The record is from RefSeq and is a predicted model, not a curated record.
AUAAACGUCUGUCAAACAUCGGAAAAGUUUUGAUAGACAGACGAUUAAUUAAAUCAGUGCAAAAAACUGGAAAAACUCCUCCCUGCUUGCGAAAAUUGUGAAAAUCUUUAACCGCGGACGAUAAAACCAUUCGCUUCCAACUUCGCAAAUACGCAACUCCUCAGGUUUGAUAUCAAUUCGUGGUGAUUUCUGUUUUAAGUGCUGGUCAAGGGAAGUUUUCGCCGCCGGGCAAAAGAGAAGUGGUGGUGAAAAAACAACAACAAAGACGGUGGAUCGCUCCGGUGGUGGCGGCGCCCUGCGUCAGGCAAUGGCCUCGGUGCGCAUUCCCGAGCAGAAAGUGAUCCUAUGCGGCGAGUACGGCGUUGGGAAGAGUUCCAUUUUUCGGCGGUUCGCCACCAAUAAUUUUGUGACGGCCACGGACCGGAAGUCCACCCUGGGGCUGGACCAUUACGAUCGGAGUUUUGCCGUGGGGGAUAAGGCGAUUAAGCUUCAACUGUGGGACACCGGCGGUAUGGAGCGGGUCGCAUCCGUCACGUCCAGCUACUACAAAUUUGCGGAAGCGGCGCUGCUGGUGUUUGCGCUGGACAAUCCGGCGUCGUUCCAUUCGCUGUCGCAGCACAUGCUGGACGUGGUGACCUAUGCGGAGAAUGCGAAAAUUUUUCUAGUCGGAAACAAAGUGGACGUGGAGCAGAGCUCCGGCGGAGAGCCGGAAGUGUCCGAUGCGGACAUGGAAUCGUUCUGCGAGCAGUGCCACAGUUUGAUCAGUGCCACCUACAAGACGUCGUGCAAGACGGGUGAAGGCCUGGAGGAUAUGUUCCAGGAUAUUGCGAACAGUUUGGUGGAAUCGAAUCGGUCCCGGUUGGAGCUGCAGGCGCUGGAUACCCAUGGGUUUAAGAUCGAACCGCCGGAGGAGACAGGAGAACCGUCUUGUCUUUGCUAGUAUUUCGUGCCCUAAGUGAAUUAGGGCAGAGGAAAUCGAAAUCAAACCACAAUCAGGUUGUUUUACACCGAGGGGAAUUUGAGCGAGCAGCAAGGCCGUCCGGACACGUAUUGGGGAUAUCUCUGGUAGGGUGAAAAUUCGGGAGUAAUUCGCGAAUAGGGCGUAACUAACAAAGCAAUAACAAUGCGAAAACAACAGCCGAAUUUUGCUGAUCAAAUUUUAAUUCCUAUUUAGAAGUAAUACAGAAUAAUUCAACUUAAAUAAGGUUAAUUGAUAUAGUUCUGACAUAGUUUCUUGUUUUUCUAAGAACACUGCACGAAUUUGAUAUUUUUUGCACUAAAAAUUGCAUUUAUUUAAUUACGCCUGAAUUGAUACCUGAGAAUGCUAAUUUCGCCCAAUACUAUACACCUCGAAUCGAUAUCAUUUUCAGAAUCGCCUUUUACUAUUCGCCUUGUUUAUGAUUUUGACAGAAUUUCGCCAUUUGCUUUCGCCGUGUUUACGUUUUGAUUUCAGUUUCGCCUUCUACUAUCGCCGUGUUUACGUGUUGAUUUCAGUUUCGCCUUUCACUUUCGUAAACAAAACACCAAACAAAACAAAGGAGUAGAAGGCGUAAUUCUUGUUUUUGUUCGUUUGGAAUAGAAUGGGAUUACGCCUUUCACUCAAUCAGUGAUUUUCAAUAGUUAGAAAAGUGAUAUCAAGGAAACUUUGUGAGCAUUUAGAAGACAAAUCUAGCUUCUUUUCACUCCUGCAAUUACUCAAAUUGUGUACAUUUUGUUGGUUACGGCUAUUUCGCUAAUUAUUACGGAAUUGAUCUUGUGCAUUGUGAUUCAAUUGUAGGGAUUUAGAGUGUAGAGUAGAUGUUUCGAACAGUUUCAUGGAAGGUAAAUUUUUGUGAGCUUGUCCAAAUUGCAUGUGUUUGCAGUUCGUUAUUACAACUUUUGCGUACCAUUGCCAUUCAUGAUUCUAAAAUUUUCGGAUUUUUGGGUAUUCAAAUACAGUGUUGUAACUAUAUUUAUACGCAGAACUACCAACGGAAUUUGGCUCUCGUGUGGAUUUUAAGUGGACUUGUUUUUUUACAACAUUUCUAGUUAUGUUUCUAACCAGUGUGUGGAUUUUUAUCGCGAACCACUGAAUGGUCCAUACUCAGCAAGUGAUACAUUCACGAAUGUAACAUUUCGUGAACCGACAUGCUCGGGAACGCUCCUCGAAAUGCUGUUCAUUCUCUUGUCCGGUUCGAUACGAGAGCGCAAUCAAGAGAGAAGAUGCUCGAUGACGCUAAUGAAAGCGAUGCAUUCGGUAAGAAUAAUUUAUUGUCAUAAUUCUUUUUUAUUGUGACUUCACAACUUGCAAUGUCAUGAAUACAGUUAAAUUAAAUAGUAGUUCAUUUUUUUAAAGCGAAAACGCAUUAAAUACUGAUAAAAAUAACGAUUAUUCACAGUUGUCCCAAGCCAACGAUGAGAGAUCAUCGGUAAGUGUUACACUUAGCGAUACCCGCUCAUCGCCGCAGCUUGCCUAUAUCGGAGUAUCUUCUUUGUGUUCCUUCGUGAACCAUGCGACUCGACGAGAGAACAUACACCGCUUGGUACCGUCAAACGGGGUGACUUGCAACGGCGGGGUGACUUGCAACACUUGAUGUCUUCUGUCUAUGUUUAUCAACAAAACAUAAAAAUCGGACGUUUACAUACCAAAACUCAGUUGAACUAUGAAGUUUACAUACUAUCUGAGUAGUAGCCACGAUUUUUUACUUUUAUGAAAAUAGUUCCAGCAAAACAUUCAUAAAUUUAACAUUAGUCUGAAAAAGUAACAAAAAUGUGAGCCUCGAAUCGUUACCUGCAAAAGAAUGAAAAUAAAAUUUCCCAAAAAUAAUAUUCUAUAUGCGGAUUCUAUACAUAAUGAGCUAUAUGAAUUUCCAUUUUACUUUAUAAAAAUAUUACAAUAUCUUCGUCAUAUUCAUAUGUUUUGAAAUAUUGUACCUAGACGGGGUGACUUGCAACACUCAUUUUCUUAACAAUUCAAAGUCCAGAAAAACGAAAUAUUGUUGUUUAACUAAUAAUUCACCAGCAAAAGUCUGAAGGAUCAUUAUAUGAACUGAAAAACACAUUAAAACUUAUGUUAAAUUAACAAUUAGUAACUUGGUGUUUUUGAGCCCAAUAUUUCCAUAUAAAAAUUCACAAUUCAAUUUCCUAUGUAAAAACAAAUGUAUAAAUAAGUAUGUCAGCCCAAACGAUAUCACAAUAGUAGUAAGAAUACUUAUCAAGUAUGCUUGAAACUAAAAAUUAUUAUCUGCGUGUUAGAAAAGGGAUUUACAUUUGGUGUUGCAAGUCACCCCGCACGACGUCUUGUAUCAAAAACGACCUUAUUUGGCUUUUUCAACAUGAAAAAAUAAAUCAAUCUAUAACUUGUUCAUUCUAUUUCAUAGAGGGGCCGGCUAUUAAAACUAUUACAAAUAGUUUGAAUUUUAAAAUUAAGUUUAAUCAACAUUUUUUGUUAGUUGAAGUUGAAAAGUGUUGCAAGUCACCCCGUUUGACGGUAAUUGAAACAGAACCAGCAGAAGGGAAGAAAAACUGCCGAGUGGUUCACUUAUCACUUUUUCGUCCAAACACUGUUUCUAAAAUCAUUGCACUCUCUAUCCUUUGUGCACUGAUUGCAAUCUCUUCAGGUAUUCAUUUAUUAAUCCAGAAAAUACUAUAUGUAUGAUCUUUACCAGGGUGCAUCCUCGGAAUUCUCAAAGGAUUUCUUCUGAUAUGAAUAUAGAGAUCCUUGUAAAUGAAUUGCUAUCAAAUCUUCCAGGAUUUUUUAAACUAUUCUGCCCCUGCCCUGACUCGCAUAACAAUUCCAUCUUUGAUGGGUUAUUAUUCAUAUAUUAUAGGUACAUAGGACUAUUAUGCGAGUGAAAGCAAUGCCUCGCUCUCAUUUUUUUUCAAAGAUAAAAUAAACUAUUAAAAUAUUAAACUAUUAAAGAAAUUUCUUUCGAAAUGUCAGAUUUUCCAAUUCCUGUAGUAACAUUGGAAGGAACUGCUAGAGAAACUUUUCAAAAGUAUGUAUGACGAAAUUUCUGUCGAAAUUUUUGGAUGAUGGAAUGUUUUGUGAAUUUGGCUGACACUCCUCAAAAUAUUUCUCUAAAGAAUCUCUACCAUUACUCCUUCCUUAUUACUUUUGUUACAUGUAUCUUCAUAUAUUGCCUAAUUGUAAUUUUCAAAAAUUUCUAAAAUCAAAAAUGUUAAUUCCAAGAAUCUUUUAACAUAUAUUUUUAUACAUUCCUGAAUGUAUGAUAAAUCCCUGCAAGAAUUGAAAGUAAAAUAAAUCCUGGGAAAUCCCAGUAGUGGUAUCUAAGAGAAAUUACGGGAAGAAUUCCUGGGGAAGUCCCUAAAGAAUUGAGGAAUUUGGAACUGACAGGGUGUCUACUGUCAGGAAAAACCGGGGAAACCACAGGGAAUUCUAUUGAACAGGGACAAACCUGGAAUUCUUAAGGAAUAUCAGGAUUGAGUGGUAUGAAUAACAAGUUUCAAACUUUACUGCUACUAGAUCUACUCAGAAGUUGCGUUCACAGUGUUUACUACAUUGUUGGAGGUUGGAAUUAAUCUAGAAAUACCGUCACAAGGAUGUUUUCCAGGAUUUCUGACAGGAUUCCUUCCGUAUUUUUCAUGCCAUUUUUCUUGGUAUCCUUUUUUUCGAAUUCCUUCCGGAGAUUCCUUCGGAUCUCUACUGGCAUUUUUCCAAAAUUCGAAUUCUUUCCUGGAUUCUUCCUUGAGAAUUUUCCGAGAUUCCUGUAUUUUUGCCGAUUUCUGCUGAAGCUUUUCACGGAGAUCCUACAAAGAAAAUCCAGAGAGUUCAUCGGUUUUGCUCCCAUAGUCCCUCGUAUGAUUUUCCCAUAGAAAAUUUCGCGGGAUUUCUUUCAUGAUUUCAUGAUUCGAGAUAGGGCCCAUAUAGCCGAGGCGGUAAACGCACGGGUAUUCAGCACGACCAUGCUGAGGGUGACGGGUUCGAUUCCCGGUCGGUCCAGGAUCUUUUCGUAAAGGAAAUUUCCUUGACUUCCUUGGGCAUAGAGUAUCUUCGUGCCUGCCACACGAUAUACGCAUGCAAAAUGGUCAUUGGCAGAGGAAGCUCUCAGUUAAUAACGAAGUGCUCAUAGAACACUAAACUGAGAAGCAGGCUUUGUCCCAUGAGGACGUUACGCCAAGAAGAGAGAGAGAGAUGAUUCGAGAUCUCCACAAGAGUUUCUCUCAAGAUAUAUUGCAGGUGUUUUCACAGAAUUUCUCCCAAAAUUUAACUUGGGAUUCCUCUUGCAGAUUUUUGUGCGAUUCCUUCCAGUGUUUCUCAUGAGUAGAUCUUCUCGAGUUUUCUUCCAAAGUUGCUGCAGGAGUUAUUGAUGGAGCACUUGCAAGGAUUUCUUAAGGAGUUUUUCACGAAUUUUCUGCGGGAGCUCUUGUCGGGAUUUCAUCCCAAGUUUCUCCUGCAAUUUCUUCAAAAAAAAAAAUCAAUUGGCUUCCUUCAAAGUUUCGUCCUGGAUGUCUACAGGAGUUUCAGCUGGAAAACUUUUUUAAAGUUUUUUUUAAACCUUCACCUGAAAUUUUUCUCGAAGUUUGUCCCGGUACUUCUCUCAGAAGAUUCCUUGCGGCAUUGGUCUUGGGAUGUCUCUCGGAUGAUUUUCUGAAUUUAUCCUCCCAAGUUUUUUUGAUUGCCUUUUGGGAUUUCUCAUGGAGUUGUUCUUGUGAUUUCUUUCGGACCUUUUUCUAUAGGAUUUUCCUCGUUCUAUUCCCAGAGAUUUUCUCGAAAUCCUUACCAAAAACUGUUCCAAAAUUCUGGAUGCUCAUUUUUUGAUUUCCAGUUAUUGCAGAGAUACUUCUAUAGGAGUUUUUCUUGGAAUAUCUUCUGGGAUAACUUACUAAAUUCCUUGUAAGACAUUCCCGGAGAAAUAUCGGAAAGUACCCAGGUGAAAUAUUGCGAGAAACCUUUCAAACAUCCAUUGGAAAAAUACGAGAAGUAGUUUGGAAUGAAUCCAACGAAAAACUGGGAUAUCUCGGGGAAAAAAUUGGGAGCAGAAAAUAUUAAGGAAAUUUAAGGAGGAACCCCAAAAACCUUCAUGAGAAAUCCUGGGAGAAACUGUGGGCGAAACAUAGGGAAACUCUCUAAAAGAAAUCCCUGGAAGAACUUCUGCAAGAACCUCGCAGAAAUCCUGAGAGAAACUGUUGGAAAGCUUUACCGGAAAACCUCUUAGGGAGCAUCCAUUAAGUACGCCACGCCAUAAUUUGGAAUUUUCGAACCCCGUCCCCCAUUCGUACGGGUUUUUCCUAUACUUAAGACAUUGCUUGUCACACUAUCAAACCCUAACCCCUUCCCCCUCUAAGUGUGACGUACUUUAUGGAUCACCCCUUAGAGAAAUUUCUUAAGGAACUUUGGACAAGUUUUGGAACGAUCUCCGGGAAGAAUCCAGCGAGAAACUUGAGAAAAGCUAUGAAAAAAAAUCUGGGAGGCACCCCAGCAGAGACCCAAAUAUUCUGAGAGAAAUCUGUAGUAGAAAUCCCAAGAUCAAUUCUCCGAAAUCCCGAAAGAAUACCGAAAAAUCUCUUGUGAAGUUAUUCAUCUGAAUAGCCAAAAUAAUCAAUCGGUACCACCAUUUACUUAUACUCAAACUUGCUGAAAUACUAUCGUAAUUUCCAGUUUUCCAUUGGAUUUUCAUCGAGAUCGCAACAUAACUACAUCUCCAGCACAUAUGUACAUACAACAGACAUCCAAGUCCAGUUUCAAAACUGUGUUAGCAAUUGAACCACCAUUCAACGGCCAGGUCAGAAGGUCUGUGGAAUUGUGGAUUGGAUUUCCUGAAUGUUUUGCCUGAUUUUUUUUUGACAUUUCUUAUUAAAAAAAAGUUUUCGGUGGAAUUGUCGCAUCAAUUUCUUGCAAUAAACCCAAAUGAAUUUUGAGACAAAUCUGGAUAUAUUCCAAAGCCGAUCUUUGUUUUGCUUUCGAAGGAGUUUAGCAAAAAAAGUACUUGGAAGAAUUCAGCUACUGUUCGCGUAGAGACUUGCGUAUUUUACUUUCACUAAUUUUUUAAAUCAAUAAAUUUAACUAAAAUUUCAGGUUUUUUUAAUUAUAUAGUUUAAAAAUUUCCCCUUGGAAAAACUUGGAAAACUGUCAGGGAACUUUAUUUUGUUUUAUGAGUAGACACCCUGAUUUGAGUUUUUGAAGAAAAUCUUGACUCUAGUACGGAAAUCAUGGAAACAAAUCAAUAUUGGUCUUCUGGCAUUUUUCAGAGAUCUUUAGCAGAUUCCCUGGGGGAUUUUUACCAGAAGUCUAACUGUGUAAGAAUUUCGUACUAUUCGUUUGUAGACAUUCGUAUCUUCGUAUCUUUGUUUUUUUUUUCAAAAAAUCUUUAGUCUAAAUGAGGGUUUUAUAUCCCAGUUUUUUUUUAUAAAUUACUCCUCCAAGAGUGUUUUGCGCAUUCGCUAUACAGUAAACGUUCGAUAACUGCAACCACAGAGAACAGACAUCCAAGUCCAGUUCCGAAACUGUGUAAGGAAUUUAACGGUUAUUUGAAAUCGGCAACACAAGUGGCAAUAGCGUGGCGCUGCAAUCGGUUAAUUUCCCAUACAAAUCUUAUUCACCACUUGAAAUGUUUCAAUUCACCACUGACUGUGGCAAUAUGGUGUUUGGUGGCGUUAAUGUUGUCAUCGUGUAUUGGUUUGCAACCUUACUCAAGCAAAGAUUCCAAUCCUUACACAACUUUCCGAAUGAAAUUUGUUCUAGCCUGGAUGUCUGUUCUCUGUGCUGCAACGCCUGACAGCGUCAACAGACCAUCAACUGACGUCAAAUGAACGUGAACUUCAUCUGACUGUUCAUUUGGGCACAGAGAACAGACAUCCAAGUCCAGUUCCGAAACUGUGUAAGGAAUUUAACGACCAUUUGAAAUCGGCAACACAAGUGGCAAUAGCGUGGCGCUGCAAUCGGUUGAUUUCCCAUACUAAUUUAAUUUACCACUUGAAAUGUUUCAAUUCACCACUGACUGUGGCAAUAUGGUGUUUGGUGGCGUUAGUGUUGUCAUCGUAUAUUGGUUUGCAACCUUACUCAAGUAAAGAUUCAAAUCCUUACACAACUUUCCAAAUGAAAUUUGUUCUAGCCUGGAUGUCUGUUCUCUGUGAUUUGGGCUAACAUGGCGCACCAUGCUGUCGUUUGGCGGUGCGAUAACAGCAAAUUUGUUGCACUUACCGGACUUGCAGUUAAAAAGCAUUGCAGUUCAACCGUUUACACCGACCGAACGUCUACUGUAUAUCACAGAGAACAGACAUCCAAGUCCAGUUCCGAAACUGUGUAAGGAAUUUAACGGUUAUUUGAAAUCGGCAACACAAGUGGCAAUAGCGUGGCGCUGCAAUCGGUUAAUUUCCCAUACAAAUCUUAUUCACCACUUGAAAUGUUUCAAUUCACCACUGACUGUGGCAAUAUGGUGUUUGGUGGCGUUAAUGUUGUCAUCGUGUAUUGGUUUGCAACCUUACUCAAGCAAAGAUUCCAAUCCUUACACAACUUUCCGAAUGAAAUUUGUUCUAGCCUGGAUGUCUGUUCUCUGUGUGUAUAUGUAUACAGGAUUGCGAUAAAAUAUUAAAAAUAAAUAUUUUUGAUUAAAAAAAACCGAAGGUAAAUUUGGCUGAACCUUUUUUUUAAAUUCCCCUGCAGAAAGCUUAUAAUAGGGAUCAACUAUUUUAUUUCAGAAUCGCGAAAAUUUAAAUUUGACUUGCGGAUUUUUUAGACUAAUCGUAAACAUUUCUGUAAAUAUUAAUCAGAAACAUUUUCAAUCAGAUUUUCUGGAAUCCAAAUUGUGAGAUAUUCGAGGAGAAAUGUCUGUCGUAAAUCCUGGAUAAAUUGAUGAAGAGUUUACUUAAGGAAAUCUUGGAGGAUUUCCUGAUAGGGACCCUUACGCUAUUUUCAACGGUUCUCUUCGUCAUGAAGUUUUCUAAAUCCUCUUGAACUACAAAUUUUUCUCUUAACUUCUCUGUGGACGAAUCUGAAUGCCAUUGAUCUAAUAAUCAGUCUUUUUACCUAUGACAGGUUGGCAUUAGAAUCAAUACUUAUUCUAACUUAGUCCCUUAGUUAUUUCCGAUAGGUCUACCAUUCCGUUUUCUGCUUAAGCCCAGUUUCGAGUUCAACAGGAAUUGUUCAAGAAAUUUCUUGACCGAUUCCUGGCAGAAACUUUCUACGGUGACUGCCAUUUGAACUGUCAUUUCUUCGCAGCUGCGUACUGCGAUCGAAGAAAACACGGUUUCUUGAGCAAUUCAGGCGAGGAAUUUCCCAUGCAUCAAGAUAGGCUGAGAAAUUCCUUCUGAUCUGCAAACAGCCCUUUAUUCUUAAAUGGUUUGAAUAUUUAGAAAUCCCGAAAAUUUGUCGUUUCGUUCGCAAAAGUUUAACAUGAUAGAGCAAACCCGAGUGCCAUAGACAUCAGCAUCGAUGUAAAAGAACUCAUUUUUAAAAUAAUAAUCAUGAUCAUGAAAUUGACAAGUAAAAAUUCUAUUCAAGCGUUUGUGAAAUGGUAACUUCUUUCAUGAUGAUUAACCUAGGCUUGUUAGGGGAAUAUUUGUAAGUAAAAAGAAAAUCGUGUUAAGUACUGUUCCUUUGAAUUCCACUAAGAAUUUGCAUCCUUUGACAGAUACGUAUUUCGACCUCAACUGUAAGGUCAUCUUUAGUCAAGCCUAACUUUACCAAACACCGUAUCUAACAAAAUUCACGAACGGAGAAAGUCGAAGGGGAAGUUCGCUGUUCCCAUAGCAACUCAUACAUUGAGCAUUUCCGAAAUGUGAAAAAUCCGUUUUUUUACAAAUCAUCCCCAAAGGUGAGUAAUAAGUAGUCCUUAACGAAAUUCAGCGCCUCAUGCGAAAACCUCUAUUUUGUUUACAUUUGUUACAUACGGUGAUAAAGUUAGGCUUGCAGUGUCUUGUACUUGACUCGACUCAAGUACAAGAUACUGAAAACGACCUUACAGUUGAGCUGUCAAAGGAUGCAAAUUCUUAGUGGAAUUCAAAGGAACAGUACUAAACACGAUUUUCUUUUUACUUAACUUUUUUCAACUAUUUUUAAAAUAUGAUAUGAUCAAAAUGAAAAGACAAGCCAACCAUCAACUGACUUAUAUUAAGAAAUAAUGACCUAUUCAUACAAUGACAACUUCUAUAAUGACUAAUAAUUCAACAACGUAACUAGCGCUAUUUAAGUGUAAGCAUAAGCCGAUAUAAUUGCUAUUAGAGCCACGCGCCAACUGGUAGAAUGAGUUUUAUAACAGUGUAGUUGCAAAAUUUAUAAAAUAGCUUAGGAUUUGUUUUCAAACCAUCAAUAAAGGAAAUAAUACUGAAAAUAUA